Molecule: messenger RNA, 561 nt
Organism: Adineta steineri
Lineage: Eukaryota; Metazoa; Rotifera; Eurotatoria; Adinetida; Adinetidae
Source: the annotation of a GenBank genome assembly
AUGAGUAUUAAUAAAAAUCCUCAUCUGUCACAACAUACAUUCGACAUGAAUCGAUCACAUUAUAUUGAAUUACGUCUUCUUUUAACAUGUUUUUAUAUUUAUUUAAAUUAUCAUACAUUAAUAUAUAUGAAACAAGUUAUUUUUCAUUAUUCAAUGUUAACAUCACCUUUUACACAUCCAUAUCUAUACAUUCAUAUUCGAGCUAUUGUUGGUGGUUGUAUUUCAUUAACCUAUCGAUAUUUUCUUGUCUAUGCAUUAUGGCGUAAAAUGGCUGAUCUAUUAUUAAUUUCAAUUAUAUUUUUGAUAACUGUUCUAUCUCUUCGAUUCUUAUUUGAUAUUUAUGGUUAUUCAACAGGUUAUAUUAAACAAUCCUUAUAUUAUCCUUUUAAUUCAUUUGAUACAAAAAAAAUGUCCGAAGAAAUUAUUGAUUUAAUUUUUGCAUUAAUACGAAAUUCUAUUGGAUUAGCAUUCAGUUGUUAUAUGUUUACAAAUAUUAUCUAUGAACAUCGAUCAGAACAAUCAACAAACGAAAUCAAUCAUCGAUUAUCUAUAUCCGAAUAA